Molecule: messenger RNA, 3487 nt
Organism: Falco peregrinus (peregrine falcon)
Lineage: Eukaryota; Metazoa; Chordata; Aves; Falconiformes; Falconidae
Gene: POU2AF1
Product: POU class 2 homeobox associating factor 1
Exons: 7
Coding region: 140-1231 (363 amino acids)
Biological process (GO): positive regulation of transcription by RNA polymerase II
Cellular component (GO): RNA polymerase II transcription regulator complex
Molecular function (GO): transcription coactivator activity; POU domain binding; DNA binding
Source: RefSeq, a predicted model, not a curated record
GGCUUUUAAAAAGCUGAAAGAAACAUCCUGACAGUCAGUUGCCACAUCCCCGUAAAGGAGUCAAAUACACGUUAGCUAUUAAAAAGCCAAGCUAUCUUCAUCAAAGAGAAAAAAAAAAGACUCCGUCUUGACACAGAAUAUGCACUGGCAAAAAUCUUCUGCUCCAGAACAGCAGCCGCAGCCUCGCCCUUAUCAAGGGGUCCGUGUCAAAGAGCCGGUGAAGGAGCUAUUGAAAAGGAAACGGGGAAAUGUUCAUAGUGCCAGUGCAACGGCAGCUGCAACGGUUGUUUUGCCUCAUCAGCCACUUCCUUCCUAUUCACCGAUGGGCCAGCCUUGCAUUGACAUGGAUGUUGCCGCCCCUGCCUUGUCUGUCGCAGAUGAAGGAGCACUCUGUUCGGGCUGGAUCUCCCAGGCUUCUCCUACAUCCUUACAGCCUUUAACUCAGUGGACCACUUACCCUGAUUACGUGCCCCACGAAGCGGUCAGCUGUCCGUACACAGCAGAUAUGUAUGUCCAGCCUGUGUGUCCCAGUUACACGCUGGUUGGACCUUCAUCUGUUCUGACUUACACUUCUCAGCCACUCAUCACCAAUUUUGCACCACGAAGCACCCCCCCUGCUGUAGUGCCCCCGCUUGAGGUGACGGAUCAGCAGCCCCCUCUCACCUACUUCCCAUGGGCACAGCCCCUCUCUGCGCUGCCAGCCUCCACUCUGCAGUACCAGCCAGCUUCUUCCACGCUUCCCGGGCCACAGUUCGUGCCCUUGCCGAUUUCCAUCCCUGAACCAGCCCCCCAGGAGCUGGAGGAUGCCAGACGAGUCAUCGGCACGCUGCCCAUUGAGAAGCUGCUGCUAGAAGAUGAAGACAAUGAUACAAUUCUACAUAUUUAUGCAGCUAAAGGUAUGAGAGCGUAUACAUUGGCAGCUGCAGAGCGCAUGAAAUUGCUGCGAAGACUUGAUGCCAAGGAACACAGAGGAAAGACUCCGCUGCUGGUGGCUGUCACUGCCAGGCAGCCAGCUAUUGUCUAUGAUUUGAUCCAGACAGGAGCAGAUGUCAAUGCUGUAGACCACAAAGGGCAGUCAGCUUUACAUCUUGCUGCAACAUACGGGUAUGCCCAAGUCCUUCAGGUAGGCAAAGCUUUUCUGGUUUUAAUUGCUAGCAAUAUAAACCUCCACGAAAGCCUCAGUGUCGCUGCCUUUAAAAACUGUCCCAGAAGGCGAGGCGUCAGUAAGUGAUGGAGACUGACCGAAGCAUCCUUUUCCAUCGUGUUAGGAUUCAGCUUCCCAGGUUAUUCCCGGGACUACACUUGCAGCCAACCUCAGGCUCCUGUCAAAGAGGAAACAGCUUUAGCGUAUGGGUGGGGGAAAGGGAAUUCUGUCUGCAGAUCCUAGCUCUGAGUCUGCUGCAGGCGGACUGGGCGUGCUCUGCCUUGAGCCCCCAGUGCUGCAUGGUGCCUGCUGGGAGGGGGUCCCCAGAGGCUGCAGGCAGCUGUGGGGUGUGAGCAGGAGCAAUAAUACUGCUGUGAAACUCCCUCCUGAUGCCAGUGUCACCCAGGCGGGAGCAACAAACGGUGUCCCAACUCAAGCCAGCUGAAGAGAGAGCAGCUGUGACCCUGCGGACACAGGCACAGCCUUCAAAAUGAGGCACAUUUUCCAAAUUUUUUCAAAUUCUUGCAAAACCAAGAAGAUUUUAUGCAAAAUCAAAAAAUAAUAUUUUCUUGAUUUUAUGCAAAAUCAAGAAGAUUUUCCAGGGCAUGAGAGAAACUGGACACUUGUAUGGCCAGAACAUACCAGAGUUUUCAUUUUUUAUAUGACCAGAUCUUCGCUUCCCUAUUGCUUCACAGAUCUUCCUUUGGACGGGGUCUACACCCAAGUUGUGUGCCAGGCAGACCCUAACAGCCCUGAGGAGCAAAUAAGCACAUUAGACAAGGGGGAAUUUUUGGAAGGGAUUGCAUGGCAGAGAUAAGCAUACUGGAACGUGUCUCUUAAACACUUCACUAUAGGCCAUAAAAUGGAAUUAAUAUAACGUGCCUGCCUUGAUUCACGCCAGGGCUGAGUGUAGGUGGCUGCCAUGCAGUUUCACAGUUUCACACCGCUGAGUUUAUAUGAGGACAGGGCACCUCCCGCCCCGAGGACGGGGGAGGUGGCGGUGGCAGUGCCAGGGCGGACCUGGCACGCUGGCAGCCCCCCGCAGCGUGCGUAAGCUCUGCCUUGCACACACCCAGCCCCGAGUCUUGAGCAGGCAGUUAAUGUGUAACGUUGCGAGUUCUUUGGAAAGCAGGUGUUUCAUUCAGUGGGGAAAAGUGGUUUACAUCCAGAUGAUUCCAACAAAGCCUCCUGAAGUGCCUUGUGAUGGUUUGUGUUUUGUUUUGGUUUUUUUUUUAAUUAUUUUUUUCCUUGACAUGAAAAGGGAAAACGCACACAGGCUUGCUUCUCACUGUGGUCAAAGCCAUGAAAUGCUUUACAAUUCAUUUGUUUAUUUUAAUUGGUUUGGUUUUUUUUCUACUGGAUUAAACAUCUAAUAGUCAGGCAGCUGAGAGCUACUUGUCAAUAUUUGAUUUGUAUAAAUUAUAUUGUUGUUACAAAAAGGGAGCGCAAGCCCUAACCGUCCUGGAUAAUCUUUCGGCAGAAGGGUUCUGUCCUGCGCCUUGUCUAACUUGACAAGGUUCUGGAUGAGUCACUGCUCUGCAAAAAUUCUCAGCCAAGAUGCUGUGAUAUCAACAACUUGCUUUAUUCAAUCAAGAGGAAAAAAUGCACCGUCUGUAAUAAUAUAGACAAGGAGCUACUUGGCUGCGUCACAUUGAAUCUCUAAUUUUCUUAAGUUAAAGAGUUUUGAAAAUUUUACUCUCUGCUAAAUCCAAGCAGUGCUCAUCUCCAGACUACUCUUUCCCGCCAUUUACAAGCUCUGCAUCCUCACUGCUGCAGCCAUUGCAACAAACUUUGGUUUUAACCUGUCGCGCUGCUGCACGUCUGCUGCACAUUAAAAAAAGAAAGUAAAUAAAUCCAGGCGGAGACUUUUCCAGUGUCAGCAAACUUUUAGGUAAUAAAGUUUGGCUGUACAUGUCAAGGAGAGAUUUUCAUUCAUCCUUGCUGAGAAUAACUCCGAAAAAAUAUGAAUUGGUGUUAUUGGUGCCUUUGCUGAAUCCAGGGUGCAAGCGAGGAGGUUAGCGCUCGAGCUGGGGGCAAUGACUUAAUUUUACUGUUCUGAGCUGAGAAUCUAACAGGGUGCUGUGCUUAGGUGGGGUUCAGGGUAUUAGGGACGUAAUCAUCUUGUGUAACCCUGAAUGGCCGUUAGGAAACAGAUCCACAGCUCUAAAACCUAGUGUCAAAUAAGGGCUUAGUUUGUAGUUAUAUGAUAAUUAUCUGUUUGUUUGGUUUUAAAUGUUAGUUUUGACUGAUUUUGGCUUGGACAGUAUUCUGCUGAACUAAAAUCUUCCAUUUCUCUGUUGUUCCUAGGUUAUACUGUCACUAGGUUUCCCCCUUGAUUUAGAA